CCUUUAGCACCUCCCGACCUUUUCUUCCUUCAACCAGGCCAUAAUGCCUGAACAAAGGCAACGCAGAGAGGAGCCGGAGCAAGGCGUGCGUCUGAACUCUUUUGCCAGCAUGGCUCAUCCGUUAGCUAACUUUUGCUUUCUCUCUCUCUCCCUCUCUCUCUCUAGUCGUCCAUGUUCCGGCCUCUCAUCCAAGGUGUCGCCAUCUUCCUCGUCACGCAGUUCGCCAUGAGUCAGUUCUUCGGUAAUAAGCAGAAUGCAGCGCCCGGCAGCGGUGCAAACCCCGGACCAGGCGCUAUACCUGCCUUUGCAGAUCGCCCGGCUCGGAGCGAAAUCGAAAGCUAUAGCAACAUCCCUGACCUGAUUGCCCCCAUUUGGCCCGCGGAAAGCCCGUUGGACAUCACAGUCUAUGUUUCUCCAUCUGUUGUUCUCCCUUCGUUCAAAUCGCUUCCUGCCAAGUCUCUCGUUAUGGAGGAGAAGAAGUUUGUUCUCGGAAACUACAGUGACGUUAGGGAAGUGGAUACUGUUAUUGAUAUUCCCAAGGAGGUCCAAAAUAAUGGAACUCUCUGGGCUCACUUCUUUGUUGGGUUGAGCGGACAUCAGCUGGAUCCUACGGCCAAGGACUUCAGCACUGACAGUGCUGUUCACUUUCUCCGUCCUCUCAACCAGUACUUGCCGAAGAGGAAGACGAAGAAGCUUAAGAAUCUCCUCGCCAGCUCCGAUGAGAUGGAGGAGGAAGAGGAUGAUGGUCUUCCCCAAGUAUCGGUCGCAUCUUACUACCAUCCCAACUUCACCCUUUCGUUGAUUCCCGAUUCCGGGGUCCAGAAGUUCACUCAGAUUCACCCCGCUGUCCGACAUCAUACGCAAUUAGAGGCGACUGGUGCUAGGGAUGCCUCCGGAAAGAAUGGGUGGUAUUACCCUAUUGUUUUCUUGAACACCUUCUGGCAGCUGAAGAGCCACAUGACGCAAUUGAACUCUACGGUGCAGACAAUGCCCCUGCGUUUCACCCUUAACAACCUCCAGAACUGGAAGUUCUCCAUGAUGGCCAGUGUUGAUGACAGCGCUAAGGCCACUGCUAGACAAGCUGCAUUCGGAGGUUCUACUCCAGGCGGUGGUGACGGCAGUGAAUUUGAGAUGAUCAAGGAAGUCCUCCUGGAUACGAACAUUUGGUUGUUGGCUACCACGGGCGUGGUCACUAUCCUUCACAUGGUCUUCGAAACAUUGGCAUUCAAGAACGAUAUUUCUCAUUGGCGUAAGAAGAAGGACGUGGUUGGAACAUCCGUCCGUACUAUUUUGGCCAAUGUCUUUAUGCAAACCAUCAUUUUCCUUUACCUCGUGGAUAACAGCGAAAACACCUCCUGGAUGAUUCUUGGUAGCCAAGGAUUUGGAAUCUUGCUGGAAGCUUGGAAGAUCACGAAGACGGUGGAUGUUCGCCUACGCCCACCCCCCGCUGGGUCCUUUUACUCCUUCCUGCCUUAUGUGAUUGUCUUUGAAGAUAAGCAUCAACUCACUGAGACGGAGAAAAAAACCCAGGAGUAUGAUGAGAUUGCAUUCCGCUAUCUCUACAUCGCUGCAGUACCCCUGUUGGGUGCAUAUGCCGUGUACAGCUUGAUGUAUAAUACCCACAAGUCGUGGUAUUCUUAUGUCAUUGAAACUCUUGUUGGCAGUGUCUACGCCUACGGAUUUUUGAUGAUGGUGCCUAGCUUGUACAUCAACUACCGACUAAAGUCCGUCGCUCAUAUGCCCGGAAAAGCCUUGACUUACAAGUUCCUCAAUACCUUCAUUGAUGAUCUCUUUGCAUUUACCGUCAAGAUGCCUUGGCUUCACAGACUUGCAACCUUCCGAGAUGAUAUUAUAUUCUUCAUUUGGCUCUAUCAGGGCUAUAAGUACAAGGUCGAUUACCAUCGUGUCAACGAGUUUGGCCAGGGAGGCGAUAGCGACGAGGAAGAAGAACCAGAACCAGAAGAAGAGGCCACAAAAGCGGAAGGAAAGGCAGAGGUCUCCCAGGCAUCCGGAAAAGAGACCUCUGAAGCUUCUGCUCGAAAGAGGAAGUGAUGACCUGUCAUUGCUCUCUUUGAUUCACAACUCUCUCUCCUCUUCCCUCCAGAAUUCCUAAUGGAUAUUCCCCGUGUUUCAUUGUGAUAUCCAUACCCGCAUGAUUCAGUAUCUUCUAUGAUGUUGUCAUGGAAUGCUAUACUGUAGAAAGGGGUCGAGAUGGUGAAAAUAAUUUAAACAUGAUGCAUAAAUAUGCUCUCUCUUUUCCUGAAAUUGAAUUUAAUCUAUGCCGAAUGUUAAACUUUCCAG
This is a messenger RNA of Aspergillus ochraceoroseus IBT 24754, 2301 nucleotides long. Its product is annotated as CLPTM1 family protein. The transcript is spliced from 3 exons. The record is from RefSeq and is a predicted model, not a curated record. Gene Ontology annotation, cellular component: membrane; endomembrane system. The coding region runs from base 172 to 2052 and encodes 626 amino acids. Lineage: Eukaryota; Fungi; Ascomycota; Eurotiomycetes; Eurotiales; Aspergillaceae.